Molecule: messenger RNA, 4989 nt
Organism: Leishmania braziliensis MHOM/BR/75/M2904
Lineage: Eukaryota; Euglenozoa; Kinetoplastea; Trypanosomatida; Trypanosomatidae
Product: RNA polymerase ii largest subunit
Exons: 1
Coding region: 1-4989 (1662 amino acids)
Biological process (GO): DNA-templated transcription
Cellular component (GO): RNA polymerase II, core complex
Molecular function (GO): DNA binding
Source: RefSeq, a predicted model, not a curated record
AUGUCGGGUGGUGCACCUCUCCCGCCUUCGCAGAUGCCGCUGCAGAAGGUUCACGAAGUACAGUUUGAGGUGUUCAAGGAGUCGCAGAUUAAGGCCUACGCCAAGUGCAUCGUUGAGCAUGCCAAAUCCUACGAACACGGUCAGCCGGUGCGUGGUGGCAUCAACGACCUGCGCAUGGGCACAACAGACUUCGAGUACAGCUGUGAGACCUGCGGGCUAAAGCACCCGGAAUGCCCUGGUCACUUUGGCUACGUGGAGCUGGCCGAGCCGAUCUUUAACAUCAAUGUAUUCGACAUCGUGCUGAUAGCCCUUAAGUGUGUCUGCAAGUACUGCGGCGCGCUGCUGAUGGACACAAACGACCCGUCAGAGCUGAAGAAGAUUGCCCACCUGCAGGGCCUCAACCGCCUGCGCAUGGUUGCCAAGCUCUGCGGCAGUGUGUGCAAGCGCAGCAAGGACAUUCAGGGCUGUGAGGGCAAGGGACGUCAGCCGCGCAUCGGCCGCUUUGCCGGUAUCUACCCGGGCCUGCAGAUCAAGGUUACUCAGGAGGAGCAGGAUUAUGUGUGGCACGCCGAUAACGCGUGGCAGGUGCUGGACCGUGUGUCAGACAGCGACGCCCUAAUCAUGGGCUUCGACCCGCGCUGCUGCCACCCGCGCGACUUGAUUCUCACGGUACUGCCCAUCCCCCCACCGCAAGUCCGCCCUGCCGUCUCCUUCGGCUCAGCCAAGUCGGAUGAUGAGCUCACCCACCAAAUCAUGUCCAUUGUGAAGCGCAACAUUCAGCUGCGCAAAGACAAGGAGUCCGGCGUCAAGGCAGCCGUGGAUCGCUCGCGCGCGCUUUUGCAGGAGCACGUUGCUACGUUCUUCAACAACGCCUCCACCUUUUACAAGCCCGCCAAGGUGGGUGACACGAAGAAGCUCAAGUCUCUCACGGAGCGGCUGAAGGGGAAGUACGGCCGGCUGCGUGGCAAUUUGAUGGGCAAACGCGUCGACUUCUCGGCCCGUACAGUCAUCACCGGCGACCCCAACAUCGACGUCGACGAGGUCGGUGUGCCGUUCUCUGUCGCCAUGACGCUGACCUUCCCGGAGCGGGUAAACGUGAUCAACAAAAAGCGUCUCACGGAUUUUGUGCAGCGCGUCACGUACCCCUCGGCCAACUACGUCAUCCGGCCGAAUGGCAACGUGACAAAGUUGGCCCUCGUGAAGGAUCGCAGUGCCGUCAACCUCGACGUCGGCGACGUUGUCGAGCGCCACAUCAUCGAUGGCGACGUCGUGCUUUUCAACCGGCAGCCGACGCUGCACCGCAUGAGUAUGAUGGGGCACCGCGUCCGCGUGCUCAACUACAACACUUUCCGCCUUAACCUGUCCUGCACAACACCGUACAACGCCGACUUUGACGGUGAUGAGAUGAACCUGCAUGUUCCGCAGUCGCUCUUGACUAAGGCGGAGCUGAUUGAGAUGAUGAUGGUACCGAAGAACUUCGUGUCGCCGAACAAGUCAGCGCCGUGUAUGGGCAUCGUGCAAGACAGCCUGCUCGGCAGCUACCGUCUCACCGACAAGGACACGUUUGUCGACAAGUACUUCAUUCAGAGCGUUGCCCUCUGGUUGGAUCUGUGGGAGCUGCCGAUCCCGGCCAUCCUGAAGCCGCGCCCGCUCUGGACCGGAAAGCAGAUCUUCUCGCUGAUCCUGCCGGAGGUUAACCACCCCGCCUCGCCGUACGACAAGCCACCCUUCCCGCACAACGACAAGAAGAUCAUGAUCCAACGUGGGCAACUCCUGGUGGGCUCCAUCACGAAGGGCGUCGUCGGCGCCGCGCCGGGGUCUCUUAUUCACGUCAUCUUCAACGAACGCGGCUCCGAUGAGGUGGCCAAGUUCAUCAACGGCGUCCAGCGGGUCACAACGUACUUCAACUACUGCUUUGCCUUCUCGGUUGGUGUGCAAGACACCGUGGCUGAUGCGACAACACUCAAGGAGAUGAACAAUGUACUCCACAAGACCCGCCAGUCUGUCGAGAAGAUCGGCGCCGCGGCGAACAACGGCAAGCUGACCCGCAAGGCUGGCAUGUCGCUGUUGCAGUCCUUCGAGGCGGAUGUGAAUAGUGCCCUGAACAAGUGCCGUGAGGAGGCGGCGAAGAAGGCGCUGAGUAACGUGCGCCGCACGAACAGCUUUAAGGUGAUGAUCGAGGCCGGCAGCAAAGGGAGUGACCUAAAUAUUUGCCAAAUCGCUGUGUUUGUCGGACAGCAAAACGUCGCGGGCAGUCGCAUCCCUUUCGGCUUCCGCCGCCGCACGCUGCCACACUUCAUGUUGGACGACUACGGUGAGACCUCGCGGGGCAUGGCGACGCGCGGGUACGUGGAGGGACUGCAACCGCACGAGUUUUACUUCCACACCAUGGCAGGGCGUGAAGGGCUUAUCGACACAGCCGUCAAGACGUCCGAUACAGGAUACUUGCAGCGCAAGCUUGUGAAGGCGCUGGAGGACGUGCACGCCUCGUACGACGGCACGGUGCGGAAUGCGAACCAGGAGCUCAUCCAGUUGGUGUACGGCGAGGACGGCCUGGACGGUGCCCGCAUUGAGGGCAACCAGGCCUUCCCGAUCCCGCACAUGACCAACUGUGAGCUUGUCGACAAGUACCGCUACGAGUACAACGACGAGGGUAGCUUCUCGGAGAACAUGGGCGGCCAUUACAUGGAUCCGUUUGUACGUGACUCGCUGCUACGCGACCCGCAGAGCGUGCUGAAGCUGCAAGAGGAGUUCGACCAACUGGUGAAGGAUCGCGCGAUGUCGCGCCUCGUUAUCGACAUGGAAGACAAGAACAAGCUCAAGAUGAACCUCCCCGUGAACGUAGCGCGGCUCAUCCAGAACGCGCGCACGACGAUGGGUAAGCGCAGCCAGGUGUCCAACCUAAACCCGAUCACUGUGAUCAACCGCGUGCGGGAGCUGCAGGAGGACCUCGUGCAGUUGUUUCCCUCUUACCACAAAGACUACAACGGUCGCUUCGUUAAUGUGCUGAGCCAGCAGCGUGUGGAGCGGGCCCUGACGCUCUUCGGCAUUCACCUGCGCCAGGUCCUCGGCUCGAAGCGGGUGCUGAAGGAGUACAAGCUGAACGACAAGGCGUUCGAGUACUUGCUAAAGGAAAUCCGCACCAAGUACCAGCAGUCCCUCAUCACCCCUGGUGAGAUCAUCGGCGCCAUUGCCGCGCAGUCGUGCGGGGAGCCAGCGACGCAGAUGACACUGAACACGUUCCACAAUGCUGGCAUUUCAUCCAAGAACGUGACCCUCGGCGUGCCGCGACUGCUGGAGCUGUUGAAUGUGAGCAAAAACCAGCGCAACGCCAGUGUGGCCGUCUGUCUAAUUCGAGAGUACCAAAAACGCAACAAAGCUCAGGAGGCACAGCAGUUCAUUGAGUACUGUACGCUGGCGAACAUCACGACGACGGUGCAGAUCAUCUAUGACCCCAACCCCCGCAACACCGUCGUUGCCGAGGACGAGGAGAUGAUCCGGUGGGAGCAGGCGGUGAUGAAUGAGGAAGAAGAGGAGCAGGAUGUGGAGCAGCCACCGUCCCCCUUCAUUGCACGACUUAUCCUUGACAGCGACCUCUUCAAUGACAAGCGACUUAACAUGAAAGAUGUGAAGAGCGCGAUCCGGCAGGUGGACGACACCUACACGGUGCAGGCGAACAUGGAGAACGACGGGCAGCGCAUUGUGCGGCUGCGUCCGCGCAAGUGUACCGGGGCAGACUCCGUCCCGGCGCUCACGAAGGCGGUCGCGCAGCUGCUGCAGAGCGUUCACCUACGCGGUAUCCCUGGCAUCAAGAAGACACUGCUGAAGGAGGGCAACACAUUCCGCGUUGACCCCGAGACGGGUGGAAUGAAGAACGAGUCGAGUUGGAUGGUGGACACCGAGGGCACGGCGCUGCAGCGCAUCUUCGUCGGCGUGGUGAACAACGAGGGCAAAAACAUCAUUGAUUUUGUCAAGACCAGCAGCAACAAAAUCCCUGAGGUGGUGUCCGUGCUGGGCAUCGAGGCGGCGCGGCGCAAGUUGCUUUUUGAGCUGCGCGAGGCGUAUCUCGCCUAUGGGCUGAACAUCAACUAUCGUCACUACACCAUCCUCGUUGACACCAUGUGCCAGCGUGGUUACCUGAUGGCCGUUAGCCGUACUGGGAUUAACCGCAGCGAGACAUCUGGGCCGCUGAUGCGGUGCUCCUUCGAGGAAACAGUGAAGGUGCUCAUGACAGCGGCCGCGUUUGGUGAGAAGGAUCCGGUACGCGGCGUCUCUGCAAACCUCGUGCUCGGCAACCAGGCCCGUAUCGGCACUGGCUUGUUUGACCUGAUGCUGGACAUGAGCAAGCUGCAGCAUGUGGUGCCACUCGAUAAGGCCACUGAGGCUCGAACCUCGAACGUGUACCACACCGACACAUCUGUCGCACCAGGCUCCUCGACACUGCAGGGGCCUUACGGUGAGCUGCCGCCGUCAACUGUGCACGAGAACAGCUCUCUUGCAGCCGGGACGUCCUCCGUAUACCCACCCCACAGGGGAGCUGGCCUGUACGGCGGCAUCCCGAUCGAGGCGAGCGCAGUGCAGUUUAGCAGUAUCCUGCCAACGACGAUGGGAGCUGCCUUGGUCGCCUCGAACACAAGCGAGUACCAGAGCAGCCACCAUCUGUCUGGUGCCUCGACGUACUUAGCAUCGUCGGCGUUGCCAAGCACGAGCGCGCUUGAUACCGAACUGUCCUCAUACCACCUGCAGUCCGCUGCCAACUCUACUGCUUACGGUUACGCGCCCAUGGUAGCCCCUAGGAUACCCAUGCCUGGUGGUGCUCAACUACCCGUCGGUGAGGGUGGCAGCAUUUCAUACCCAUACGAGGCGUCAAACGGCGAUCUCUUCGGCUCCCUCGGCGGCGCAGCCAGCUCACGGGCGAGUGCACCCUACGACCCCACUCAGCAGCUGUCUCAGGAGUUCUCACCCACCGAGGAGCAGGAGGAGCAGUGA